Molecule: messenger RNA, 207 nt
Organism: Micromonas pusilla CCMP1545
Lineage: Eukaryota; Viridiplantae; Chlorophyta; Mamiellophyceae; Mamiellales; Mamiellaceae
Exons: 1
Coding region: 1-207 (68 amino acids)
Source: RefSeq, a predicted model, not a curated record
AUGGCGUUCACCACGGCGACGGGGUCGUAUGGGGACCAGUGUAUAGAACGCACCUCAAACCGCGUGUUGACCGCCCCCGCGGUCGAGGUCGCGCCAUACUUCAACGGCGCCAUUCCGUGGUGCGCGCGAAUGUGCGCCAUCGCGUCCGCGCUGGCGGCCGCCUGCGCCUGCGCCUGCGCCUGCGCCUGCGCCUGCACCUGCGCCUGA